AUGCAGUCCCCGAAUAACAGACAGUCCAACGGGCACAUCAAUGGUUACGAUCAGCCGCCAAUCGGAGCCCGUCUGUUUUCCGUUCAAAAACCACCAUCAUUGGACGACUUCAAGAAGCUCACAACGGAGUCUGUGCCCCUUCACUAUCCACUUGCAAAAGCCGUUGAAUCGAACGUUCCUAUCUAUAAUCUUCCCGACUAUCGCUCACUCAGUUCAGAGGAGCGCUCUGCACUUCAGGAUGAGUGGUACCACAUCCUCCUUUCUGGGCCAGGAGUGUUCGUCACGAAGGGCCUUUACAGAGACACGUCUCUACUUGAUAAAGUAAACGGUGUCUACGCAAACAUCAUCGCAGAAGAAAAGAAAGUGGCUGGCAAACGCGGUGACCAUUUUGCCGGAGCUGGAGCGAACGAUCGCAUCUGGAACUCCCUUGGGAAACACUGCCUCUCCGACCCGAAAACUUUCGCAGAGUACUACGCAAACCCGUGGUUGCCACUCAUUUCCGAAGCGUGGUUGGGCCCACACCAUCGCCUGACAGCGCAAGUCAAUAUUGUGAAGCCGGGCGCAAAGGCUCAGAUUUCUCACCGAGACUACCAUAUUGGAUUCCAAGAUAACGAGUCUUGUGCAAAGUUCAAUAAGGCAACGCAAGUUGCCUCGCAAUUCCUUACCCUACAAGGAGCAGUCGCACAUUCAGAGAUGCCGAUAGCAAGCGGGCCGACUCGGUUGCUGCCGUUCAGUCAGAAGUUCGAAGAAGGGUAUAUGGCUUACCGCAUCCCUGAGUUCCAAAACUACUUUCUGGAAAAUUAUGUCUCCAUGCCGCUGGAGAUGGGGGACGGUCUCUUCUUCAACCCAGCUUUAUUUCACGCUGCGGGACAGAAUGACUCGGCUGAUAUUCUGCGUUCCGCGAAUUUGCUCCAGAUUUCAUCUGCCUUCGGGAAGCCGAUGGAGUCAAUCGACACACAUGCACUCAUCGAAAGGACCUGGGAUGCAAUUUCAACGAUGUACCGAAAGGACGGCUUGAGCGACGAACUCAAAGCGCUUGUCAGUGUCGUAGCAGAAGGGUAUUCAUUUCCGACCAACCUUGAUAGAAGGGUACCUGAAACUGCCGGCAUGGCCCCCGACAGCGAGCAAGAUGUGUUGAUCAAGAGUCUCAAGAGGAAUGAAACAAGACAGGCGGUUUUGGAUUCGCUAAGGACAAUGCGAAAAGAGUCCAUGGCCUAG
Alternaria atra is the source of this 1218-nucleotide messenger RNA. RefSeq lists its product as uncharacterized. The transcript is spliced from 3 exons. The coding region runs from base 1 to 1218 and encodes 405 amino acids. Gene Ontology annotation, molecular function: phytanoyl-CoA dioxygenase activity. The record is from RefSeq and is a predicted model, not a curated record. Gene Ontology annotation, biological process: fatty acid alpha-oxidation. Lineage: Eukaryota; Fungi; Ascomycota; Dothideomycetes; Pleosporales; Pleosporaceae.